AUGGAGUUGCUGCUGAUCUCUCUUUCCCUGUGGAUAUUGCAAUGCAAUCCUGCCAGAGCGGACUCCAUCAUACACAUCGGUGCCAUAUUUGAGGAAAACGCAGUGAGGGAUGAUGAGAUUUUCCAACUUGCCAUCUCAGACCUGAGUCUGAACGACGACAUUCUGCAGAGCGAGAAAAUAACCCACUCUGUGAAACUUAUCGAGGCUAACAACCCUUUCCAGGCUGUGCAGGAAGCAUGCGAGUUGAUGAACCAGGGGAUCCUCGCUCUCGUCACGUCCACAGGCUGCGCCGCGGCGAGCGCCCUGCAGUCCCUGACGGACGCCAUGCACAUCCCCCAUCUCUUCAUCCAGAGGAACGGGGACGGCUCGCCCCGAACUGCCUGCCAGCUCAACCCCAGCCCGGACGGAGAGAGCUACACGCUGGCCGCCCGUCCGCCUGUUCGGAUCAACGAGGUCCUGCUGAACCUAGUGUCUGAGCUGCACUGGCAGAAGUUCAUCAUCUUCUAUGAGAGCGACUACGAUAUCCGCGGUUUGCAGACCUUCAUGGACCAAUCUUCCCGGAUGGGACUGGACGUGUCCCUGCAGAGGGUCGACCGCAACGUUAGCCGCGUGUUUACCAACCUCUUCAACACCAUGCGCACCGAGGAGCUCAACCGCUACCGGGACACUCUGCGCCGGGCCGUGCUGCUCAUGAGCCCUCGAGGGGCGCAGGUCUUCAUCCACCAGGCUGUGGAAACCAACCUGGCAUCCAAGGACAGUCACUGGAUCUAUGCCAAUGAGGAGGUGAGUGAUCCCGACAUCAUGGAGCUGGUCCACAGCUCUCUGGGGAGGAUGACCAUUAUUCGUCAGAUCUUCCCGUUGUGGAGGGACAGCAACGUUCGCUGCAUGAGGAACAACCAUCGCAUCUCCUCCCUUCUCUGUGACCCACAGGAAGGUUAUGUGCAGUCCCUGGAGGUGUCCAACCUCUACCUGUACGACAGUGUUUUGAUGCUGGCCAAUGCCUUCUACAGGAAACUGGAGGACAGGAAAUGGCACAGUAUGGCCAGUCUCAACUGCAUGAGGAAGUCCACCAAGCCAUGGAACGGAGGGUGGUCCAUGUUGGACACCAUCCAGAAGGGACGCAUCAGUGGACUGACGGGAGUGAUGGACUUCCGCUCCGAAGGCUCCAACUCUCACGUCCAGUUUGAGAUUCUUGGAACCAGCUACAGCGAGACGUUUGGGAAAGAUGUGAAACGGCUGGCGUCUUGGGACUCCACUCGUGGCCUGAACGGCAGCCUGAAGGAGAAUCGGAUAGAGAGCGGGAUGCAGGGAGUGACGCUGAAGAUCGUAACGUUACUGGAGGAACCUUUUGUGAUGGUGGCAGAAAACAUUCUGGGCCAACCCAAGAGAUAUAAGGGUUUCUCCAUCGACGUCCUGGACGCCCUCGCAAAGAUCCUGGGUUUCAAGUACGACAUCUACCAGGUCGGAGACGGGAAGUACGGCUCGGCGCUCUCCAAUGGAACUUGGAAUGGCAUGAUUGGAGAACUCAUUGGCAAGCGAGCGGACUUGGCGAUAUCAGCCAUCACCAUCACCCCCGAGCGCGAGAGCGUGGUGGAUUUCAGCAAGCGCUAUCUGGACUACUCAGUCGGAAUCCUGAUGCGCAAGUCCGAGGAGAAGAUCAACAUUUUUUCUCUGCUGGCACCGUUUGAUCUGGCAGUGUGGGCGUGCAUCGCCGCAGCCAUCCCUGUAGUGGGCAUCAUGAUCUUCCUGCUCAGGCGCAUCCAGGCGGUGCGCUGCCAGAACAGUGCAGGAGGACAUCCGCCGCCUUCUGUCUCCACUUCACUUCAGAGUGCCAUCUGGAUCGUCUACGGUGCUUUUGUGCAACAAGGUGGCGACUCCAUCCUGGGAUCAGUGGCUCUGCGGAUCGUGAUGGGCAGCUGGUGGCUCUUCACCCUCAUCGUGUGCUCGUCCUACACAGCGAACCUGGCUGCCUACCUCACAGUGUCACGCAUGGACAACGCCGUCAGGUCGUUUCAGGACCUGUCCAAGCAGGUUGACCUGGUGUACGGGACGGUGAGGGACUCGGCCGUGUACGAGUACUUCCGGGCGAAAGGCACCAACCCCCUGGAGCAGGACAGCACAUACGCCGAGCUCUGGAAGACCAUCAACAAAAACAAUGGCUUCGAGAACUCCGUCUCUGGCCCAUCAGAUGGGAUCAAGAAGACGAAGCGCGAGUCCUAUGCCUUUCUGUGGGACAUGGCGGUGGUGGAGUACGCCGCUCUGACAGACGACGACUGCACGCUGACCGUGGCGGGAAGCAGCAUGAGCACCCGAGGCUACGGCAUAGCCCUGCAGCACGGCAGUCCUUACAGAGACCUCUUCUCUCAGAAGAUUUUGGAGCUUCAGGAAAAAGGCGACCUGGACAUCCUGAAGCAGAAGUGGUGGCCAAAGAAAGGCCGCUGUGACCUGCAGAGCUACGCCGACGCCCAGCCGGAGGGACGGGCGCUGCACCUCCACAGCUUUGCCGGUGUCUUCUGCAUCCUGGCUGCCGGGCUGCUGCUGGCCCUCCUGGUGGCCGCACUGGAGACCUGGUGGAACAGCAACCGCUGCCGAAGAGAGCAGCCCAAAGAGGACAAAGAGGUGAACCUGGAACAGGUCCACCAGCGUUUGCACAGCCUCCUGGACGAGGACUUGGUUCACAAGCAGCUGCCGGGCCAGUCUAUCGAGAUCUCUGCCCUGGACAUUGGCAGCAUGCAUCCCAGCCAGUCCCUGGAGGCCCUGUCUGCUCGGGACUACUCCCGGGGGUCGCGGCAAAUGUCUGUGACCACCUUCCUGCAGGAGGGUCACGGGCCAGGAAGGACACUGGGUGCAGGGGCUGGCAGGACCUUGCCCCUGCCCCUCAGCAGUGCCACCAUGCCCUCUAUCCGCUGCAAACACAGGGCGCCCAACGGGGGUCUCUUCCGGCAGAGCCCAGUGAAGAUGCCCAUGCCAAUGUCCUACCAACCAGUGCCAGGAGGACCCAUCCCAGAAGCCGGCGAGCUCAGCCACGGGACAUCAAUCUGAACACGUUGAACAUUCACAGACACUCAAGCUCAGACUGGAGAACUGUAC
Limanda limanda (common dab) is the source of this 3090-nucleotide messenger RNA. RefSeq names its product glutamate receptor, ionotropic, delta 1a (gene grid1a). Gene Ontology annotation, biological process: monoatomic ion transport; synaptic transmission, glutamatergic; modulation of chemical synaptic transmission. Gene Ontology annotation, molecular function: glutamate-gated receptor activity; transmitter-gated monoatomic ion channel activity involved in regulation of postsynaptic membrane potential. NCBI's taxonomy places the organism in Eukaryota, Metazoa, Chordata, Actinopteri, Pleuronectiformes, Pleuronectidae. The transcript is spliced from 16 exons. Gene Ontology annotation, cellular component: plasma membrane; postsynaptic membrane. The coding region runs from base 1 to 3042 and encodes 1013 amino acids. The record is from RefSeq and is a predicted model, not a curated record.